Molecule: messenger RNA, 3236 nt
Organism: Corapipo altera (White-ruffed manakin)
Lineage: Eukaryota; Metazoa; Chordata; Aves; Passeriformes; Pipridae
Gene: TARS1
Product: threonyl-tRNA synthetase
Exons: 19
Coding region: 24-2159 (711 amino acids)
Biological process (GO): threonyl-tRNA aminoacylation
Cellular component (GO): cytoplasm
Molecular function (GO): threonine-tRNA ligase activity; ATP binding
Source: RefSeq, a predicted model, not a curated record
UUCCCGGGCAGCUCCGCGCGGCCAUGGCGGGAGGUGACGAGCAGGUGGGCAGUGGGGAGGAGAGGAAAGCAAACUGCGAGAAGAAGAAGAUGAAGGACGGGCCCGGCGAUGGAGGGCGGUCAGAGCUGAAUCCUUGGCCUGCAUUUAUCAAUGAGCGUUUAGAGAUGUACAAUAAACUUAAAGCUGAACAUGAUGCACUCCUUGCAGAAAGAGCUGCAAAGGACAGUAAACCCAUUAAAGUUACACUACCUGAUGGCAAGCAGAUUGAUGCUGAAUCUUGGAAGACUACUCCUUAUCAAAUUGCUUGUGGAAUUAGUCAGGGAUUAGCUGACAACACUGUUAUUGCUAAAGUGAACAAGAUGGUUUGGGAUCUAGACCGUCCUUUGGAGGAGGAUUGUACCUUGGAGCUGCUUAAGUUUGAAGAUGAAGAGGCUCAAGCAGUGUACUGGCACUCAAGUGCUCACAUAAUGGGUGAAGCAAUGGAACGGAUCUAUGGUGGCUGUUUGUGCUAUGGCCCACCAAUUGAAAAUGGAUUUUAUUACGACAUGUUCCUUGAGGAAGGGGGUGUAUCAAGUAAUGACUUCUCUGCUUUGGAAACAUUAUGCAAAAAGAUAAUGAAGGAAAAACAAGCCUUCGAGAGACUGGAAGUUAAGAAGGAAACACUACUUGAAAUGUUUAAGUAUAAUAAAUUCAAGUGUCGCAUCCUGAAUGAGAAGGUCAAUACUCCAACUACUACAGUAUACAGGUGUGGUCCCUUGAUAGAUUUAUGCAGAGGGCCUCAUGUCAGACAUACUGGCAAGAUAAAGACCAUAAAAAUUCAUAAGAAUUCUUCUACCUAUUGGGAAGGCAAGGCUGAUAUGGAAUCCCUCCAGCGGAUCUAUGGAAUUUCAUUCCCAGAUACAAAAAUGCUGAAGGAAUGGGAGAAAUUCCAGGAGGAGGCUAAAAGCAGAGAUCACAGAAAAAUUGGGCGGGACCAAGAACUGUUUUUCUUCCAUGAGCUUAGCCCUGGUAGCUGUUUUUUCUUGCCAAAAGGAGCUUACAUUUAUAAUACAUUAAUUGAAUUCAUCCGGAGUGAGUAUCGAAAACGUGGAUUCCAGGAGGUUGUCACUCCAAAUGUUUUCAACAGCAAACUGUGGAUGACUUCAGGGCACUGGCAGCAUUACAGUGACAACAUGUUUUCCUUUGAAGUGGAGAAGGAGAUCUUUGCUCUGAAGCCCAUGAACUGCCCAGGACACUGCCUCAUGUUUGAUCAUCGCCCGAGAUCGUGGCGUGAGCUGCCGUUACGUUUGGCUGAUUUUGGAGUCCUGCACCGCAACGAACUGUCAGGAGCUCUAACAGGGCUCACUCGAGUGCGCCGGUUCCAGCAGGACGAUGCUCACAUAUUCUGUGCUAUGGAGCAGAUCGAAGAGGAGAUAAAGAGUUGUCUGCAGUUCUUGCGUACUGUGUAUGAUGUCUUUGGAUUUUCCUUUAAACUGAAUCUCUCCACUCGUCCUGAAAAGUACCUGGGAGAUAUUGAAGUGUGGAAUCAGGCUGAAAAGCAACUCGAAAACAGCCUCAAUGCCUUUGGCGAGAAGUGGGAGUUAAACCCUGGUGAUGGAGCUUUCUAUGGACCUAAGAUUGACAUUCAGAUUAAAGAUGCCAUUGGCCGCUACCACCAGUGUGCUACAAUUCAGCUUGACUUCCAGUUGCCAGUCAGAUUUAACCUCACCUUUGUCAGCCAUGAUGGUAAUGACAAAACAAGACCAGUUAUCAUUCACCGGGCUAUCUUGGGAUCUGUGGAGAGAAUGAUUGCCAUUCUAACUGAAAACUAUGGAGGCAAAUGGCCGCUCUGGCUGUCCCCACAGCAGGUAAUGGUGGUACCAGUGGGACCAGCGUGUGAUGAGUAUGCUCAAAAGGUCCGGCAGGACUUCCAUGAUGCAGGAUUUAUGGCAGAUGUUGAUGUAGAUCCUGGGUGCACACUGAACAAGAAGAUCAGAAAUGCUCAGCUUGCACAGUAUAACUUUAUUCUAGUUGUUGGUGAAAAGGAGAAGGCGAGUGGAACAGUGAACAUCCGCACGCGGGAUAAUAAGGUGCAUGGAGAGAGAACCAUUGCAGACACUGUGGAGAGGCUGCUGCAGCUGAAACGCUCUCGUUCCAGACAAGCUGAAGAAGAAUUUUAACACCCACCUGCUCUGCAUGACAUAAAAAAAGAAAAAAAAUUCUAGUUUUCCUAGUUUAGUUUACAGAGCUUUUGUUAACAGAGCUUUUGUUCUGAGCCAGAUUUCACAUUUGGAUCUCAUGCUCAUUUUAAUGGGGAUUUUUCUUUAGUCAGAAAUGCUUCUUUUUGUAAAAAAAAAAAUCAAUUUUUCACAAACCUUGAAGUAAAAUUUCCUGUCCUCUAACUAAUGACAGAUGAAGCAAGGUGAAAUGGCUUUUUGUGACUGCAAGGGAAAAUUGCAAUGUUAAUCAGGGAUACCUAUAGCAUUCUAACUACCCUGUUAAGAAUAAAAUCCUUUUUGGUAGCAAAUGUUUUUCAUGAAAGUUGUAACAAAAAACCUCAGGCUUAAGAAACCUCGUAAACCUAGUAAACAUGCACAGCAGCUGCUUUUGGAGUGUCUCCAUGAGCAAGGAAAGUGAUAUCUUGACAUCCUGUCUCCCAGUCUUACAUCAGUUGAAUAUACUGACUCUCAAGAAUUCCCAGUUACAUGAAAGGGGAAAUGCUCUGCCACAGAGCACCGAGCUGCUCACCAAAGCUGCUAACCAAAGCCUACUGUGCCCUUUUCCAAAGGCAGUCUCUGAAAUGUGCUGGCUCUGCAGGUCAUGUCCUUGGAGCUGAAGAAAGGGGAUAACACUGUCUGAAAAAGGCAUGGCAUAGUAGGGCCAAAGAAGCAGUUAAGAAAACCAGGAUUCUUAGAAACAAAAGGUCUUCCUGUUCCUGUCUCUGAACUGUUUUUACAGUAAGGUUGUAUGUCACACCAGAAACAAGAAAGUACUGAACGGAAAAGGAUAGUGAUUAUUUGUUUAAGACAAAUGCAAUCUUCCAAUUUAAUGGGUACAGUCCCCUUCCAUGGAACACUUCUUCCCAAGCCUCUAGUCCAGAGCAUCACAUACUUAAUUAGCACCCUUUCUGUCUUACAGCUGAUGAAUCUCAUCAGUUGUUUUUGGGUUUGGUUUGAGGCAUUUUUGUACAUUUGGCUGACAAGAGGCAAAUGUCUGUUACUGACAAAAAAUAAAAUCUUGGUCUGGGGUUUUUUUGC